AUGGCAGCCCUCGGCCGACUCGCCAACAAGACCGCCAUCAUAACAGGCGCAGCAUCAGGCAUCGGUCGUGCCAUAGCUUUCGCAUACCACAAAGAAGGCGCAAAAGUAGUAUGUGCUGACCUUCGCGAGAAGACAAAGUAUACCGGUAGCCGAGAGGAAGAACGAACGACUCACGAUAGUAUCCGUGAUAUGGGCGGGAAAGCGAUCUUCCAGGAAGUCGACGUGUGUAAGCCGGCUUCGGUGCAGAAAUUGGUGGAGGCAGCUGUAAAGGAGUAUGGUCGGUUGGAUGUGAUGGUCAACAACGCCGGCGUAUCGCUCGAAGCACACGCAGGCUUCAAGCCAGUCUGGGAGCUCGACGAAGACAUCUGGCAAGGAACACAAGACGUCAACUCCACCGGCGUCUUCCUUGGAGUCAAAUAUGCCGUGCAGCAAAUGCUGAAGCAGCAAGCCCACGCAAGCGGCGACAGAGGCUGGAUCAUCAACACGUCCUCCAUCCUAGGCUAUGUCGGUGCAGAACAUACUGCGGCAUAUUGUGCUUCGAAGGGAGCUGUGUUGAACUUCACGCGAGCCGCGGCUUUAGAUUGCGCUCCGCAUCGUAUCCACGUUAAUGGGGUUGCGCCAGGGUAUACUGAGAGCUCGAUGACGGGACCGAUCUGGAGAGAUGAGAAGGCGUAUAGGGAGAAGCUGGCGAUGCAUCCUUUUGGUGGAAGACUUGGUCAGCCGGAUGAUCUUGCGAAAGCAUGCGUGUUUCUGGCAAGCGAAGAUGCCCAGUGGGUGACGGGACAUACGUUGCCGGUCGAAGGAGGGUAUCUGGCAAAAUGA
Messenger RNA from Fulvia fulva, 822 nucleotides. RefSeq names its product 3-oxoacyl-[acyl-carrier-protein] reductase FabG. Gene Ontology annotation, molecular function: oxidoreductase activity, acting on the CH-OH group of donors, NAD or NADP as acceptor. The transcript has 3 exons. The record is from RefSeq and is a predicted model, not a curated record. Bases 1 to 822 code for a protein of 273 amino acids. Lineage: Eukaryota; Fungi; Ascomycota; Dothideomycetes; Mycosphaerellales; Mycosphaerellaceae.